Molecule: messenger RNA, 137 nt
Organism: Nannochloropsis gaditana CCMP526
Exons: 2
Source: RefSeq, a predicted model, not a curated record
GUGGGUGUGGCUGUCGGCGACGUAGUGGGUGUGGCAUGGGUGUGGCUGUCGGCGACAUAGUAGGUGCGGCAGUGGGUGUGCCUGUCGGCGACAUAGUGGGUGUGGCAGUGGGCAUCGCAGUGGGCGUGGCAGUGGGC